GGGGUAUAAUAACAUUUGCUGGUGUAUAUGGAUUUAUUCUAUCAAAGAAUUCCAUUGAUAAGCAACGCGUUGAGAGCAUGCAAGUUAGAGAUCGAAUGAGAAAAGCAAAUGUUGGUGAAUACGAUAGAAGCGAAAGAAGAUUUCAAUAAAAUUACACAGGAAUACUAAAACCUUGCUUAUCUUCAAUUUAAAUAAAUCAAUUGGAAUAUAUUUUUAACCUAAAACACAUUCAUAAAUUAAAUAUCCACCAAAAAUGGCAAUGCAACAAAUUAGUCAAGCCGAUCAGGCUAAAAUCCAAAUGAUGCAAGACAUGGAAAUCGAAAUGAUGUCCGAUUUAUAUAAUAGGAUGACAAAUGCUUGCCACAAAAAGUGUAUAGCACCGAAAUAUGGCGAGGCGGAAUUAGGAAAAGGCGAAAUGGUUUGCAUUGAUCGUUGCGUAGCAAAAUACCUCGAUAUUCAUGAAAAAAUUGGCAAAAAAUUAACAGCCAUGUCGAUGCAAGAUGAAGACCUUAUGAAAAAGAUGUCCUCGUAAAUUUUAGUUCCAAAAUUGUUAAUUCUGAUUUUAAAAUUAGCUUUUAAGUACCUGGUAUAAAAAUAACAAGAACAAAAUGAAAAGCAAGAGAAGAAAAACUCAACACAAACAACCAACUAAAGAAAAAGAAAAAUGCAUUCAGUCAGGUCACAUUUAAUGGAUUUAAAAAUCUAUUUAUAAUUUUUAUUUGUUUGUUUGUGUUCAUACUUGCAAAGUAACUACAGUUUUUAGUUGUAUUUAAUAAAAAUAUAAAAGUUAAUUGA
Molecule: messenger RNA, 795 nt
Organism: Episyrphus balteatus (marmalade hoverfly)
Lineage: Eukaryota; Metazoa; Arthropoda; Insecta; Diptera; Syrphidae
Gene: Tim10
Product: mitochondrial import inner membrane translocase subunit Tim10
Exons: 2
Coding region: 254-532 (92 amino acids)
Biological process (GO): protein insertion into mitochondrial inner membrane
Cellular component (GO): mitochondrial inner membrane
Source: RefSeq, a predicted model, not a curated record